Molecule: messenger RNA, 1593 nt
Organism: Galeopterus variegatus (Sunda flying lemur)
Lineage: Eukaryota; Metazoa; Chordata; Mammalia; Dermoptera; Cynocephalidae
Gene: EML2
Product: echinoderm microtubule associated protein like 2
Exons: 14
Biological process (GO): microtubule cytoskeleton organization
Cellular component (GO): mitotic spindle
Molecular function (GO): microtubule binding
Source: RefSeq, a predicted model, not a curated record
AUGGCAACGGGAGGCAGGGCCUGGGGGGGGGACCGGGCACGGGCUGGGGCCGGGGGAGCUGGCGGUGGCUGUGGCGGGGCGAUGGCGGAGCGCGGCCCGGCCUUCUGCGGCCUCUACGACACGUCCUCGCUGCUGCAAUACUGCAACGAUGACAAUUUGUCGGGCACGAGCGGCAUGGAGGUGGACGACCGCGUGUCGGCGCUGGAGCAGCGGCUGCAGCUGCAGGAAGACGAGCUGGCGGUCCUAAAGGCGGCGCUGGCUGACGCGCUGCGCCGCUUGCGGGCGUGCGAAGAACAGGGCGCGGCGCUGCGCGCGCGGGGCACCCCCAAGGGCCGGGCGCCCCCAAGGCUAGGCACCACUGCCUCGGUGUGUCAGCUCUUGAAAGGCCUUCCCACCAGGACUCCCCUCAAUGGCUCGGGCCCCCCGCGGCGUGUGGGGGGCUAUGCAACAUCCCCAUCCUCCCCCAAGAAGGAGGCGACCUCUGGGCGCAGUGGCCGCCGCUACUUGUCGCCAGAGCGUCUCGCCUCGGUGCGCCGCGAGGACCCCCGCAGCCGAACCACAUCCUCCAGCAGCAAUUGUAGUGCCAAAAAGGAAGGCAAAACCAAAGAAGUUAUCUUCAGCCUGGAGGAGGGCUUCGUGAAAAUGUUCCUGAGGGGCCGCCCUGUGCCCAUGCUGAUCCCAGACGAGCUGGUGACCACCUACAGCCUGGACAUGCGCUCGGAGCUGCCUUCCUGCCGGCUCAAGCUGGACUGGGUCUAUGGCUACCGAGGCCGAGACUGCCGGGCCAACCUUUACCUGCUGCCCACAGGGGAGAUAGUGUACUUUGUGGCCUCUGUGGCUGUGCUAUACAGUGUGGAGGAGCAGAGGCAGCGACACUACCUGGGACACAAUGAUGACAUCAAAUGCCUGGCUGUGCACCCAGAUAUGGUCACCAUCGCCACUGGACAGGUGGCAGGCACCACUAAGGAUGGGAAGCCGCUGCCACCCCAUGUGCGCAUCUGGGACUCAGUGUCACUCUCCACCUUACAUGUGCUGGGCCUGGGGGUGUUUGACAGAGCUGUGUGCUGUGUAGGCUUCUCCAAAUCUAAUGGGGGCAACCUGCUAUGUGCGGUGGAUGAAUCCAAUGAUCAUAUGCUCUCCGUGUGGGACUGGGCCAAGGAGGCCAAAGUGGUAGACAGCAAGUGCUCCAACGAGGCCGUGCUGGUGGCCACCUUCCACCCCAUGGACCCCACUGUGCUUAUCACCUGCGGGAAGUCCCACAUCUACUUCUGGAGCCUGGAGGGGGGCAGUGUGAGCAAGCGACAGGGCCUCUUUGAGAAACACGAGAAACCGAAAUAUGUUCUGUGUGUGACCUUUUUGGAGGGUGGCGACGUGGUCACUGGAGACUCUGGGGGGAACCUCUAUGUGUGGGGCAAAGGUGGAAACCGCAUCUCACAGGCAGUGCUGGGUGCCCAUGAUGGUGGUGUGUUUGGGCUCUGCGCCCUGCGGGACGGGACGCUGGUAUCUGGAGGGGGCCACACGCUGUAUGUGGGGACCACCCGCAACUCCAUCCUGCAGGGCUCGGUCCAUACGGGCUUCUCACUGCUUGUCCAG